Molecule: messenger RNA, 1186 nt
Organism: Uranotaenia lowii
Lineage: Eukaryota; Metazoa; Arthropoda; Insecta; Diptera; Culicidae
Product: brachyurin-like
Exons: 3
Coding region: 91-903 (270 amino acids)
Biological process (GO): proteolysis
Molecular function (GO): serine-type endopeptidase activity
Source: RefSeq, a predicted model, not a curated record
GGCGGCAAAGACUAUGUAUAAAUCAAAUGAUAACCCGACACCACAUGCAGUUCCAUUCAAGCGUUUGGGCGCAAAGUUUGAGCCGAAAAAAUGAAAUUAAUUUUGUUGUCAAUCUUUUGCGUCGCCUCGGUUUUGGCAGCCGAAAUCGGUUACCAGACCCCAGUGCGGAUGCUGGAUCUCUUGGCGAAACAGAAAAGCUCCCGGAUUGUCAAUGGCCAACGGGCUGUCUUAGGCCAAUUUCCCCACCAGGCAUUCAUGAUUGUCACUGGAUCCACACAAAGUUGGGCAUGUGGAGGAUCGAUCAUUUCGGACGAGUGGAUUCUGACGGCUGCCCACUGUGUCCAGUCGGCCAUUUCCUUCAGCAUUCAAUUGGGAACUGUCGAAUUGCAAUCGGCUGGUACCGUACAUUUGACAACCAACUCGUACGUCAAACAUCCCAGCUACAAUCCGAGCAACUACAACAACGACGUCGCUGUGAUUAAACUGAACAGUAAAAUCACUUUCAACUCCAAUAUCCAGCCAAUCACUUUGCCAGUGGCUGGCACGACCAACACUUUCGAGAAUAACGUGGCCACUGUUUCCGGUUUUGGACGAACCAAAGAUACGGAUACGACGUUUUCGAACUACCUUUACUACGUGAAUCUAACCGUGAUGAGUAACUCGGCCUGUGAGGCACUUUUCGGAUCCUCAGCCAUCAUCAGUUCGACCCUUUGCACUGCAGCUGGCAGCAAUCCGGUGACCGGCACUUGUGGCGGAGAUUCCGGCGGCCCACUGAUCUAUGGAGGGGUCCAGAUCGGUAUCGUAUCCUUCGGAGCAUCCGCUGGCUGCGAGAAGGGCUAUCCAAACGGCUAUGCUCGGGUUACGGCGUUCCGGGAUUGGAUCAAAACCACUACUGGUGUUUAAAUAAGAAGGUUGAAACAUCAUGACGCUACUAAAACAAACAGAUAAAUUCCUAUAAAAAAAAAUCAAAUAUAUAAAAUGCUUUCGGACUGCUUUAUCAAAGAAAAUCUGCAGAUAAUCGGACGAAGGAUGACAUUCAAUGCGAGUGACAGUUAACUGAAAAAAUAUAUUGUUUGGUUAAUAUUUACAAAUUAACUGAUACAUAUCAAUCUCUCUCGUCUGCUCCUCUACAGCAUUUACAUGAGUUAAGAGUUUGUUCAGUGAUAAAUAAACAUAAAGUACAAUA